AUGAGAGCAGAAGUGACCUUGCUGGCUGAGAUUUUAGCCGAAGUGUGCAGAACUGCAAAGUCCAGCAGUCACAGCUGGCCCUUCUCUGGCCUCAGAUGGGUGACAGGGAAGGAACCGCUUUUAGGACUAAACUUGUUUUCUGUCAGCAAAGGAGGACAUGGCUGCAGCUCCAGUGCAGAGAAAGAUGCAGAUGAGAUGAACCAGCGGACUGAUGAUUACAGUAUGGGUAGUUUUUCUGUUUUUGAGGGAGGAGGCCACAGACCCAAGCAUCAGUGGAGAGAGAACGGCCACGUCAGGAAGCUACAGAGAUACAGAACCCAGCGGCUCAUGACCCAUUUUCACCGAAACACAGCCCAUGACCCUGAGUGCCACGGCAGAUGCGAGGGACUCACAGAGAGACCCUGUUUACACAAAUCACUGACUUCACUAGUGCCAUUAAGAAUUAAAGUGAAUGGACAGAGAGGAGGUUUAGGAAUCUGCAUAGCUGGAGGAAAAGGCUCCUUGCCUUACAAAGAAAAUGAUGAGGGUAUUUUCAUUUCCAGAGUGUCUAAAGAAGGGCCAGCAGAGAAGGCAGGGGUGCAUGUUGGGGACAGAGUGUUGGAGCUCACCUGCCCUCACUCCCCUGCUGAUUAUUCCCUUACUUAAACCUUCUCGGUUCUGCCGUAUGGCGUCAGAUCGUUAGAUUGUCUAGCCACCGUGACCUCUUGUCUUGGUAAAUAACUCUUGUCUUGGGAAAUAACUCUUGUCUUGGGAAAUAACUCUUGUCUUGGGA
Messenger RNA from Triplophysa rosa, 772 nucleotides. RefSeq lists its product as uncharacterized. Gene Ontology annotation, molecular function: protein binding. NCBI's taxonomy places the organism in Eukaryota, Metazoa, Chordata, Actinopteri, Cypriniformes, Nemacheilidae. Bases 1 to 645 code for a protein of 214 amino acids. The transcript is spliced from 6 exons. Gene Ontology annotation, cellular component: postsynaptic density; adherens junction; postsynaptic membrane. Gene Ontology annotation, biological process: neurotransmitter receptor transport postsynaptic membrane to endosome; neurotransmitter receptor transport, endosome to postsynaptic membrane. The record is from RefSeq and is a predicted model, not a curated record.